Molecule: messenger RNA, 850 nt
Organism: Cydia amplana
Lineage: Eukaryota; Metazoa; Arthropoda; Insecta; Lepidoptera; Tortricidae
Exons: 3
Coding region: 14-850 (278 amino acids)
Source: RefSeq, a predicted model, not a curated record
UUCAGAAACAACAAUGAACUAUUCAGUAUCAAAGAACGGCGUCCUCCGUCUGAUAUUGAAUCGGUUCGUGUACUCCGCCGAGUACCGCUAUAGCGACGGUCGACGCAAAUGGCGCUGCAGUAAUAGGAACCUUAAUUGCAAAGCCUUUGUUGUUACUAAGGACAAUUUGGUAGUAAGGAGAAUGUUUAACCACAUACAUGCAUUCCACGACAGGAAGAUUUUAAAAAUGGUGGCAGCAGGCAACGUUGUUGCCGCGUUACCUGAUGCUUGCAUAAAAGAUGCCGAGCAAAGUAAUUUAUCUAUAAAACCCUGCGAGCAGGAAAAGAAAAUUAACUUAGCCGAAAAGCCCUUGAAGAAAACAACUGAAGCGAAAAAGCCCAAAGGGCAGGGGGACUCAAGCGAUGGGUUUAAAAGAGCCAGUGAACAUUUUAAGCAAGGUCUGGACGAAAAGCCUUGUAAGAGAAGAACUAAGACAAAAAAGCCAUAUGGGUGCAAGCAAAGUGCAAAGGCCCAAAUACCCUAUGAAGAAGGAGAUCAAAGCGUAGAUACCAAAAGACCCUUUAAACAAAGAAAGAAAUUUGUAAAGCUCGAGUCCUUUAAGCAGGGAAACCAUAGUUCUUCAGCUAAAAUAUCCUAUGAACAGGGAAACCGUGGCUUAGACAUACCCUGUGGUCAGGGAAGUGUGGCUAAGUUACCUUAUGACCAGGUAGAGAGGGCAGUGACCGGAAAGCUUUGUGACCUGAAAAAUGCUGGGAAAGAAGAUAGUCACUUGAAAGUGGUUGUAAAACAGGACAGUGGUUUGUCGAUGCCAGUGUUAUCCCAGGAUGAGGAUAGGAUAACAAAAUGGUAA